This is a messenger RNA of Macrosiphum euphorbiae (potato aphid), 759 nucleotides long. Lineage: Eukaryota; Metazoa; Arthropoda; Insecta; Hemiptera; Aphididae. The record is from the annotation of a GenBank genome assembly.
AUGGAAAAAUGGAAUGGAAAAGUUGCUGUAGUGACGGGUGCUUCUUCUGGGAUCGGAGAGGAGACUUGUCGACAACUGGUUGAAAGGGGAAUGAUUGUUGUGGGUUUCGCUAGAAGAGAAGAUAGACUUCAGGUGUUAGAAAAAGAAUUAAAAGGAAAACUGGGUAAAUUUUAUUACGUUAAAGUUGAUUUGUGUUCGGAAGAAAACAUUAUGAAAGCUUUCGAUUGGGUGAAGAAUACAUUGAAAUCGGUUGAUGUACUAGUUAACAAUGCAGGUGUUUUGAAGCAAAGUGAUUUAUUAGGAAACACAAAUGAUUGGAAACAAAUGUUUGACACUAAUGUCAUGAGUCUAAACAUUUGCAGCAGAGAAGCCAUAAAAAUCAUGGAGGAAAUACAAAUCAAAGAGGGUCACAUAAUAAAUAUUAACAGUGUUGGAGGUCAUUACCAAUUUCCAUUUAUGAAGGAUAUUGCAAUUUACAGCGCUACCAAACAUACUGUUACUAUAAUUACAGAGAGUUUAAGAGAAUUGAUGGGCAUGAAAAAUUUACCCGUCAGAGUCACGAGCAUCAGUCCGGGUGGAGUAGAAACCGAAAUGACUCAGGAGCUCAGCAAAUUGGAAGGAUUUAAAAUGUUGAAAUCUAUUGACAUUGCUGAAGCUAUUAUGUAUGCUUUGAGUACACCGCAACGCGUUAACGUAGCUGAAAUCAUCAUAAGACCAACACAUGAGAAUACAUUAAGUUUAAUCAAGAAUUUUAUAUAG